GUAGGAUUCUUGAUCAUGUUUUCUACGCGUUGAAGUCGUUUUAUCAUGAUUUGACCAUACGUUAAUGUUUCCUUCAUUACUUCAGGCAGUCGGAUUUUCCUGUUGUGCAAAAAAAGGUCGUCAUCAUGGGAGAUAGUCAUGAAGUUGAAACUCAACCACCUACUACUGUUGAUGAGGAGGAGGUGGUAGAUCCACUGAUCAAAUUUCGUGAAGAGUGCGUAGCUCAUACCGGAAAAUGGAAAAAAUUGCUGGAUGAGUGCACGGAACGUGUGAAUUCGAAAGCACAGACCAAGGAAUCAUGCCAUUAUGAAAUGGUCGAUUAUAUUCAAGCUCUUGAUCAUUGCGCCAUGCCUAAGGUUUUCGCAACUUUGAAGUAGUCCGACAGUAGUCCCUCGAGAGUGAUUUUUAAAAUAGGACACUGUAUUUUUAAGCUGAUGCAUAUGUCUAUUAAUGAAUAAAUCAAUUUGCC
Messenger RNA from Loa loa (African eye worm), 469 nucleotides. RefSeq names its product filarial common antigen. The record is from RefSeq and is a predicted model, not a curated record. Gene Ontology annotation, biological process: mitochondrial electron transport, ubiquinol to cytochrome c. Bases 126 to 377 code for a protein of 83 amino acids. Lineage: Eukaryota; Metazoa; Nematoda; Chromadorea; Rhabditida; Onchocercidae. The transcript is spliced from 3 exons.